AUGGGAGGAAAAGUUGAUGCUUCUGUCAACCAAACAAAGGGGCCAAGAACAUUCAAAUUAUCUGGACAAAACUAUCAUCAAAUCGGGAGUUUAUUGCCUCCUGAAGGAUCCACUCCCAAGUUUGCCCAAUUAUAUAUAUACGACACAGAAAACGAAGUUCAGAAUAGAAUCCAUGCACUGGGUCGUGGUGAUAGAAUAAACCAACUUCAUGCUGAAAUUGUUCAAGAUGUGAAACAAAUGCUUGAUGACCAGAAUGUUUUGACAAAGUCAUUUAGAAUGGUGAGAGACAAAUUUCAGGAAGAUAGUCAGUCCAAUGUUAGACUCAGAUUGAUAGGAAAACGUAACUAUGAUGGAAGAAAAUACAACUUACCAACAAUUUCAGAGGUUGCUGCUUUGGUAGUGGGAGAUUUUGAUGUAUCUAGAUGUGACCGAGACAUCAUCGUUGAAACACAGUCUGGACAUCUACAAAGGAUAAAUGAGUUGAAUGCUGCCUAUUUAGGUCUUCAGUAUCCUUUAUUGUUUCCAUUAGGUGAAGAUGGUUAUAGGGAAGACAUUCCUUUAAAUGGAAAUGACGAAUCAAGUGGAGGAAGGAAUUUUGUUAGCAUGCGUGAAUAUUUCGCAUACAAAAUUCAAGAAAGGAAUAGCGAAUUACCAACAAUUGUGAACUCAAGACGAUUAUUUCAACAAUUCUUGGUCGAUGGAUUUACAAUGGUUGAAUCGUCUAGGUUGAAGUAUAUCAGAACUCAUCAAAAACAAUUGCGAGCUCAUAUGUAUAAAGGAUUAGAAGAUGCAGUUUUACAUGGAGAGAUAAAUCCUUCUUCUCAAGGUAAAAGGGUAAUUCUUUCAUCUAACUUCACAGGGGGUGCAAGAUACAUGAUUCAAAAUUAUCAAGAUGCUAUGGCAAUCUGCAAGUGGGCUGGAUAUCCAAAUCUCUUCAUCACAUUUACUUGCAACCCAAAGUGGCCUGAAAUAAGUAGAUUUGUAAAGAGCAAGGGCUUGCAACCAGAAGAUCGCCCAGACAUUUUAUCUAGGGUGUUCAAAAUCAAAUUGGAUCGUUUAAUAAAGGAUUUGAAAGAGAAACAAAUUUUUGGAUCAGUUAAAUCAGGUAUAUAUUUAAUCUAUUUUAAUAAAUUCUUAUCAUAUUUGUGA
Messenger RNA from Nicotiana attenuata, 1149 nucleotides. RefSeq lists its product as uncharacterized. Lineage: Eukaryota; Viridiplantae; Streptophyta; Magnoliopsida; Solanales; Solanaceae. The transcript has 2 exons. The coding region runs from base 1 to 1149 and encodes 382 amino acids. The record is from RefSeq and is a predicted model, not a curated record.